Molecule: messenger RNA, 1197 nt
Organism: Arabidopsis arenosa
Lineage: Eukaryota; Viridiplantae; Streptophyta; Magnoliopsida; Brassicales; Brassicaceae
Source: the annotation of a GenBank genome assembly
GAACCAUCACUUUUUGGCUUUCUUAUUUGUCAAGUAUACAAGAAAAUUAUAAAUCUAAGCAAAACCUUAAUUAAAAGAGAGUACUACUACUAUGGAGAAGAUGAUCAGAGAACCUCUGGGUGUACCCGAUCAGUCUUCAUUGAAGCAUGUCUCCGUUCUUGGCAGAGGGAGCUUUGGCUAUGUCUCUCUCAAGCGGGGUCCUGACUUCCGACUCUAUGCAAAGAAAUCAUCAUCUUCGUUCAACCACUUGAAGAAUCUCGAGAAAGAGCUUAGGAUCAUGCUUUGUUUCCGCAAUCAUCCUCGCAUCGUCCAAGCCUCAAGCCCUGUUGUUCACUUAGAGAUCCAACCCGAAGGAUGUCACAUCUAUAUGGAGUUUGCCUCCAAAGGCACUCUCUUCAAUAUGAUCUCCAAGUUUCGUGGGAAUCCAAUGCCUCAGAAUAUGAUCAAACGUGCCGCUCUUAUGAUCAUACAAGGACUCGACGCUCUUCACUCACACGGCUACGUUCACUGCGACCUCAAGCCAGCCAACGUCCUCGUCUUCCCUUCCACAACCUUCGGAGAGCCAUGGGAUCUCAAGCUUGCUGAUUUCGGUUCAUCUAAAGAGCCUUCUACGGAUUCUAGGUCGUUAUUUCCUGGUACGGAGCAGUACAUGCCGCCAGAAUCUUUUGGACAUGAUGGAGUGAUGGGACCGGCCGUUGAUAUAUGGUCUCUAGGGUGUAUGGUUAUUCAGAUGUUUGGAGGAUGGCCAGAGAUGAUGGGAGACUGUUACAUGUGGAGGCUUCCCAAACUUAUUUCUCCGGUGGCCAACGACUUCUUGAUGCGGUGCUUGGAGUUGCAGCCGUCACGUAGGGCCACCGCGGCCGAGCUGUUGAGCCAUCCUUUUGUUGCGGAAAGAAUCAGUGUUCCAUUGCCAGAGAUGCUUCCGUGUCAUUAUUCUUUCUUAAGGUUUCCUUCCGCCAUAAUUGACAAAGUGAUGGAAGAACUUUCAAGAAAACAAGGAGGAAUGAUGGUUUGAAGACCUUAAGCUUUGAUAAACGGUGGAGAUGAUCCCCAAAAAGAAAGGAGUUUCAUGUUACGGCGGAUGUUUAGGGUUGGUUCAGUGUUAAGAGUCGUAUUUAGGUUUUGGUUGAGUUUGGGCUUUUAACUUGUUUCUCAAGGUUUAGGUUUAAGUCAUUGUAAUACAUAUCUUCAUCUUUU